Molecule: messenger RNA, 1897 nt
Organism: Alligator sinensis (Chinese alligator)
Lineage: Eukaryota; Metazoa; Chordata; Crocodylia; Alligatoridae
Gene: KYNU
Product: kynureninase
Exons: 14
Coding region: 119-1543 (474 amino acids)
Biological process (GO): NAD+ biosynthetic process
Cellular component (GO): cytoplasm
Molecular function (GO): pyridoxal phosphate binding; kynureninase activity
Source: RefSeq, a predicted model, not a curated record
GGGCAGGGAAGCAGAGAGGGGCUUAACCUUUUAUUGGUGCAAAUGCAGCAGAAGCCUGGAGACAAAUUACCCUAUGUUGGGAUUAGCCUGAAAAGAGGUGAAAUUGAAUGACCUGAAAAUGGAUGGGUUUUCUCCUGCGUUACCAGUGACCAUUUUAGAACAGGCUGCAUUACAGCUAGGAUGCAGCCCAGCAGAUAAGAAACUUGCUUUUCACUUAGAUGAAGAAGAUGAACUAAACCACCUUCGCGAAUGUUUCUAUAUCCCAAAAGUCAAUGAUCUGCCUCCAACUGACCCAAGUUUAGUAAAUGAAAAUGAAGACUGCAUAUACUUUUGUGGGAAUUCUCUUGGGCUCCAGCCAAAAAAAGUUAAAACUUACCUGGAUGAAGAACUGGACAUGUGGGCUAGAACAGGUGUUCAUGGCCAUUCCAAUGGUAAACGCCCAUGGAUAUUAGCAGAUGAGUGCAUUGUGGAGCUUAUGGCUAAUAUAGUUGGGGCUCAUAGAGAUGAAGUAGCCUUAAUGAAUGGUCUCACUGUUAAUCUUCAUCUGCAAAUGUUAUCUUUUUUUAAGCCCACUCCAAGUCGCUAUAAAAUUCUUCUAGAAGCCAAAGCAUUUCCCUCUGACCACUAUGUUGUUGAAUCUCAGCUUCAAUUGCAUGGACUUGAUGUGGAAAAAUGCAUGCUCAUGAUACAGCCCCGAGAGGGGGAGGAGACCUUGAGAAUUGAAGAUAUCCUUGCUGUAAUUGAGAAGGAAGGAGACUCUGUUGCUGUAAUUCUGUUCAGUGGUGUGCAGUACUAUACAGGACAGCUGUUCGACAUCCCCAGAAUAACAAAGGCUGGUCAAGAAAAGGGUUGCUUUGUUGCCUUUGACCUGGCACAUGCUGUUGGUAACGUAGAACUUCAUUUACACGACUGGGGAGUAGAUUUUGCCUGUUGGUGCUCCUACAAGUAUUUAAAUUCUGGAGCAGGAGGCCUGGCAGGUGCUUAUAUUCACAGGAAACAUUCCCAGACUAUAAAACCAGCGCUAGUAGGCUGGUGGGGCCAUGACUACAAAACACGGUUUCUCAUGGAAAACAAAUUACAGCUAAGUCCAGGAAUCAAUGGAUUUCGGCUAUCAAAUCCUCCAAUUUUGUUAGUCUGCUCUCUACAUGCAAGUUUAGAGGUUUUUGGUCAAACUACAAUGAAAGCACUGAGAAGGAAAUCUAUUCUUCUUACUGGUUACUUGGAAUACCUGAUAAAGCAUCACUACAGUAAGGACAAAGCAAAUCCAGAGAAACCUUCUGUAAAAAUUAUUACACCACCUCAGAUUGAGGAAAGGGGAUGUCAGCUCACUCUAACUUUUUCUGUUCCAAUCAAAUCUGUAUUUACAGAGCUGAAUAAGAGAGGAGUAGCGUGUGACAUGCGAGAACCAAAUGCUCUUCGUGUCGCCCCAGUUCCUCUCUACAAUUCUUUCCAUGAUGUGCACAGAUUUAUUGAAAUCCUGGGAUCUGCAAUUACAUCUUCAAAACAAAGAGCAAGCAAUACUGCACUAUCCUGUUCUUAUUGAUGGCUCAGCUGUAUCUUUUAAUCUAUUUUUGACUAAGAUGCAUUUAUCCUUUUGAGCGAUUCUGUGCUUCUAGUAGGUUAGCCUACAUUCCAUGCAAUUUGCAAAAAAAAAGACUGUGCUUGAAUAGUUAUUUACAACAGACAUACAUUUUAUUAAAGCUCAUAUUUCCACUCUGCUUUGACUUUGAUUCCAUGAAUUAGCAUGCUUUGUACAUUUUAAUGGGGCUUCUCUAAACAUUUUAUAUAGUUUUAUUCCAUUAGGCUUGAGAAGUACAGAUGAACUGUUAUAGACCACAAAAAAUAAAAAUCCUUGUUGUACUGUAAUAAUGUGAUGGAUGGAACAAAGAAUGGAAAU